AUGGAUACCAAAGCCUCCGAAGCCGACGAUAUAGAUGUUCUUCUACGUACCUCCUCCUCUGGAGCGAACACCCCAACGAGUACAAUCAUUACUGAUCUCAACGAACACCUCAAAAGCAUGGCAAUUCGCAAUAGUGCACCCUGGCCAGGCUCCACAUAUCUCAUCCGAUCCUACAACACCCACCAAGUCAUCACCUUAAAGGAGGGUUCACUUGUACUCGAAAAUCAGGCUGGCGAUGCAGGAGGCUGGAAAUGGGCAUGCGUAGAAAAGAAAGGCUGGCUGGGCUUUCGGAACAUCGUCUCAGGAACUUACAUAGGGCACGAUAGUAGCCAAAACUUUCGCGCCGAGAUGCGUCAUCAUCAUGCUUGGGAGCAUUUUUGUGUAAGGCCAUACCCCGACGGUGGAUACUUGAUAUUGAUGCUACACGGAGACACAUUUUGGAAGAUGUGUGAAGGACCAACUGGGGACCGGCUUGUAGAGAAGCCUUUUGAUGGAAAUUCUUCGGGGUCUCCACCGUUUUUAGACAACGCGGAUGGAUGGGGUGAUGGAGUCUGGGAGUUUGUGAAGGCUUGA
Messenger RNA from Hymenoscyphus albidus, 573 nucleotides. NCBI's taxonomy places the organism in Eukaryota, Fungi, Ascomycota, Leotiomycetes, Helotiales, Helotiaceae. The record is from the annotation of a GenBank genome assembly.